Apis florea (little honeybee) is the source of this 1554-nucleotide messenger RNA. RefSeq names its product homeobox protein Msx (gene Msx). Lineage: Eukaryota; Metazoa; Arthropoda; Insecta; Hymenoptera; Apidae. Gene Ontology annotation, biological process: embryonic morphogenesis; regulation of transcription by RNA polymerase II. Gene Ontology annotation, cellular component: nucleus. The record is from RefSeq and is a predicted model, not a curated record. Gene Ontology annotation, molecular function: DNA-binding transcription factor activity, RNA polymerase II-specific; RNA polymerase II transcription regulatory region sequence-specific DNA binding.
CAUAAAUCGUGGAGGAUGAGUGGCGGCAGCGAGGGCGUGGUGACGGGGAACCAGGGAACCGGUAACGAUCGGCUGUGCGAGGACGUCGAUAUGGCGACCUCGACGUCCGCCUCGUCGAAUUUGAAGCCGCGAAGCGGCAAGAUCAGUUUCAGCGUGGACUCCCUGCUGAGCGACAUGAAGAAGACAGGCGGCGCGUUCGCCAGACGGGAGAGCGAGGACCGGAUGGAGACCGAGAAGAGCCUCGAAGUGGAGGCGAGGUAUCGCGAGCUACUGUUGGAGCAGCAGAGACUCCAAAGUAGAGAGUUGCUUGCCAGGCUAAGCCCGCACGGCCUCGCGUUCGCCAACAACCAUAAUCACCAUCACCACCACCACCACCACCACCAUCACCAGCACAACAAUUCGUCGAGCAGGCCGGAUCAGGAUCAUCCGUCGGCCGGCCGCCAAGAGAUCCUCACCGUGAAGGAUUUCUCGAGGAGCGGCAGCCACGACAAGUCCUCGUCCCCCAUCAGGAUAGAGCAGGAGGCGCAGAGGGAGCGGGACGAUCGGCGAUUGUCGCCCGCUCCCAGGAUCGUCGAGUCGAUGAUCCAGAGGGAGCGCGGAGGUAGCCAGGAGGAGGACGAGAGGAUGGAGAGGAUCGCCGAUCCGCGAUCCGUCUCCCCGGCGAGCAGACGGGCAGAGUUGAUGGACGACAGAAGCGACUCCGAGGCGAACCGUUCGCUGGAAGGGGACAGGGCCGAUCACCUGGAUCUCGAGGAUCAGAGCGAGAUCAGGAGCGUGGCCCACUCGGAGGAUUUGAACGUGAUGGACUCGGACUGCGAGCUGGAGAGAGAGGUGGACAACGGGCAGGAGAAGGAGGAGAAGUCGAGCCCUGUUGUGCCCCAGCCGAUUCAUCCCGGGGUUCAGAGGCCGUCUCAGGGGCCGCCUUACCUCGCCGGUGCCCCCGGCGCCCCCGGCUGGAAUCCCGCGGGAUUCCCGCAUUCCCUCGCGGGAUUCGCGUGGCUACCCCCACCCCCACACCCGCACAACCCGCAUGGACAUCUGUACACGCCUCACGGAGGGCCAACCAGUCCGAACGGCGAUCUGAGGCUGCCGGGGCCGGGACCAGGCCCUGUCAGGUGCACCCUGAGGAAGCACAAGCCGAAUCGGAAGCCGAGGACACCGUUCACCACGCAGCAGCUGCUCUCCCUGGAGAAAAAGUUUCGCGAAAAGCAGUACCUAACCAUCGCCGAACGAGCGGAAUUCUCGUCGUCCCUUCACCUCACGGAAACGCAGGUGAAAAUUUGGUUCCAGAACAGGCGAGCGAAGGCGAAGCGUCUCCAGGAGGCGGAAAUCGAGAAGCUGAGGCUGUCCGCGAGGCCGUUGCUGCACCCGAGUUUCGGCUCUGGCCUAAUGUUCUCCGGAGUGGGGCCUCCUGGAACACCAGGAGUGCCUCCCUUCAUCGCGGCGGCCAUGGCUAGGCACACCCAUGUCGCCGCCGCGGCGGCCAUGUUCAUGGGGCCCCCUGGACACAGGCCUUAAUAAGGCAGAGGCGAGUCGCUCUUACCCUGGCCAGUC